This is a messenger RNA of Papilio polytes (common Mormon), 18635 nucleotides long. Its product is annotated as microtubule-associated protein futsch-like. The record is from RefSeq and is a predicted model, not a curated record. Gene Ontology annotation, biological process: dendrite development; microtubule cytoskeleton organization; axonogenesis. NCBI's taxonomy places the organism in Eukaryota, Metazoa, Arthropoda, Insecta, Lepidoptera, Papilionidae. Gene Ontology annotation, molecular function: microtubule binding; actin binding. Bases 146 to 17698 code for a protein of 5850 amino acids. The transcript is spliced from 11 exons. Gene Ontology annotation, cellular component: dendrite; synapse; microtubule associated complex.
CUCUGGAGAGCACCAGGUCGAUUUGGAGAAGGAGCUGGCCACCCUCGCGGAGCAGGCACCCGAGGGGGAGGAAGCCAGAUAUGGAGAACGACUUAUUCAAUACGCAUCAGAGAACCUGGUGACAGAGAUCCUGAUCCACCCUCAGAUGAACACGCUGAUGCAAUGCAUGCGUAAUCUCCUCAGCUCGUUCACACGCCAUCGCCACCUCGUGCACGCGGGGUACACCUUCGCAGGGAAUGGCUCCUGGAUCAUGCAGGACGGGACAUUCUCCCUCGCUGAUUUUACUGACGCUUAUCAAGAAAAUGAAGUACAGCGCGUCAUCCGCGCAUACGAGAAUUCUAUAUCGAUUACGAUUCACUGUGCGGCUGCCGGUGACUGGGCAAAGCUGCCCCAGAUGCCUUUCGUCAAGCACUGCAAGAUUACUGUCAACCCCACUGACAUACUCGACUCUGGCUCGCAAGCCAUCAAGGAUUUUACUACUUACCUGGAACCCUACAUCGUGCCAGCAAGCUUGGAGCAGCUGCUGGUGUCAAGCGACGUGGUCGGCAACAUCCGCUUCAGCCACCCCACGCUGUACGUCUUCCCCGGCGGACAAGGCGACGCUGCCCUCUUCGGGAUUAACGGAUUCAACAUGCUCGUGGACGGCGGGUUCUCACGCAAGGCGUGCUGGUGGGACUUCGCCCGGCAUCUGGACCGGCUGGACGCGGUACUCCUGACGCGCCUCAACAAUUGCUCGGCUGCGGGCAUGGCCGCCGUGCUGCGCCGCAAGGCCACCGCCAACGUGUACCCACAGAUCGGACACUUCUUCUGUAACCUAGAAGAGAGACGAGCUGUGACAAGUCCCGAUGGUGACAAGGAUACCGAUCCUCUGCUUGUCUCCCUCUUGCAAGAGGGUUCUGACAUGAUGGCAGACCUACGACAUAUUAAUCUGAAACCACAACACUGCUACCGGAGCCCUGAACCCAUAAACUUGUACCAUAAAGUUGGUCAUGGUACUCUCGACAUGUACGUACUGAAUCCGUCCAAGGACUCGAAACACGUUCGUGAAUUCCUAAAACGAUGGCACAGUAGUGAACAAAAGUUAUUUGAAGGAGCGAGUGUGUCAGGACAAUUUAACUUUCCGAUUCCUAAUUUAGUAUCGAUAUGUGCGUUACUCGUGUGGCGUCCUGCCAAUCCUGAUGAUACGAUAACUAGAAUAAUGUUCCCCGGUUCUACGCCGCAACAUAAAAUCUUCGAAGGCCUCGAGAAAUUAAAAAACUUGGAGAUUCUUCAACAUCCCACCUGCACCGGCCGCCAGCUGGCGACUGCCGCCGCGCCCGCGCCCACGCCCGCCGCGCCCGCCGCAAUCUCCGUUAUCAAAACUAAAGCAAAAAGUAAAGAAAGAAGUAUUAUUACAGAAACAAAGACAAAAGAUGAAAAAAUACACGAAACAGAACACACAAGAAUUAAGGCAGUCAAAGAUGAGAUUGAUUCUAAAAACUUAAUCGAUAAUAAGUUGUUAAAUGAAUUGGUCGAUGGAGAAGACAAAAAAAUUGAAUCAGUUUUGCAAGAAGCUAUCGCUGCAAGAAUGGAUUCCAAAUUGGACGACAAAUUCGCUCAAUACGAGAGCACCGUUGUUGAUGGCUUACCGAAAAAAAAGGAAGCUAAAAAGAAAGAUAAGCCCAUCGAUAAAAAGGCUAAACGAACUGAUGAUACUAAGGAGCCAAUAACGAAAGCUGCUGACCUCAAGAAAGCGGAAACCGAAGCGAAAAUAAAACCCGAUAUUAAGAAAAAAUCUGACUUAAAAGCAAAGCCCGAAACUCCAAGUACUGUCGGCAAAAGUAAAAUUAGUCACCGAACAACUCAAAAGAAGGUAACCUCUACUGUAACUGAUAAACGUACUAUUUUAGACGAUAAAAAAUCUCCUCCCACGACACCGAAGAAAUCGGUUGAACCUAAAUCGAUUACGAAUAUUAUAAGCAAAGAAAAAGUGAAAGGUAAGACUAGACGACAAAGCCCAAUUACUACACCUGCUAAAAGUGUAAAAGAAGCCAGCAACCGUAGAGUUGUUGAAUCUAAGUUAAAACAAGCAUCUCCUAAGAGAGAUAUUCCUCAAAAAGCUUCAGAUAAAAAAGAAACGAAACCUAAGCGAGAACCCAUUUCUAGACGACCAAGGCCUAUAGGUUCACCGAUAAAAGGUUUAAAAUCUAUGAAGAGCCCCUUAAAAUCUGUUAAGGCAACUAAGGGCGACACUGCAAAAUUGAAAGGUUUACAGAGAGUGAAUUAUGAAGAUAUUUUAAAAGACGCUAAAAAAUCUGACGAAGAUACAUCAAAGUCACUUGACGAUAUUAAACAACAAGAACUGGACGAAAGAGAAGAGCAAGAAAUUGUGAGAGAAAUAGAAGCUGUAUUUAAUAGAGAUAGCGAAGCUGAAGAAAAAAUGGAAUACGUCGGGCGUUCAGAUAUAGAAAAGAUUACGUGUCUCAUAGAUGACACAAAAACAGACAUUCCUGCUGACACUGAGUUUGAAGAGGAAUAUUUAAUAAUAGAAAAGGAAGAAGUUGAUCAAUUUACUGAAGAUUCUAUAGUAGAACAGGAAAUAAGUCCAGAAAAAGAAGCAGACAUAUUAAAGCAUUUAAAAGAUAAAGAUGAAUGUGAAAAGAAAAAAGAGGAUUUAACUAGCCAAGUUAAAAUAACAUCAAAAACAGAUACAGAGAAAAUAACUAAAGAGGAAAUCAAACAUGAUUCAAAAGAACACUCUGAAAGCUUAGAAGAAAAACAGGACAUUAGCAGUGAAAAGAAGACAACAGAUAGUAAAAGUCUGCUUUUGAAAGCAAAGGACUCACUUGAUCUUAAUAUUGUACAAGAGUCACAACCAGAUGAAAAAAUUUCAACUACCGUGGAAUCUGGGGCUACCACGGCGCCUACUCUACCUGAAGAUGAACGUAUAACAUUAGAUGAAAUAAAAGAAGAUCAGCAUGUUGAAGAAAAGUAUACUAGAGAAGAAACGAAGGAAACCCAUAUGCCGCAACCAUUUAUCGAUAGGAAACCACUAGUAUCUGAAAGAAUACCCAUAAAAGAACCGCAACCAGGUCCUCUCAGAGACGUUGUAAAGACGCCUGAUGAAGUUGCUGACCUUCCUUUACACGAAGAGGUAGAUUACAGAACAUUUGAAGAAAAGAAAACACCGAUCGAAGAAACCGUAUAUAAACAAAAGUUAGAGGUUGAUUUACAGAAAGAUUUGAAAAUUCCUAAAGACCUCCCAAUAAAAGACGCAAUUUCUAGGACUAUACAAGAUGAUGUUAUAAUUAAAACAGUCGAACGUGCAUCUCAUCCUGAAAUAGUUACUGUGACACCGGGUUCAGCGCCAGAAUCCCCGAUGUAUCAUGAUCAAACAAAAGUUAUAAUAACUCAAGGCAAAGAUUUAGAACCAGUAAAGGAAUAUGAUGAUAAUGAGUAUAUUUAUGGACAGUUCACGGAAAAAUUACGAGAAACUCAUAUUACAACUUUGGAUUCGCCAAUAAAGGACGAAGUAAAAACUGUAGAUGAUACUCAAACGGGACUUGAAAAGAUACCUUCAAUACCUGAAGAUGUAGAAAAAGAAAUUGAGGAAGAAGAUAAGUUGGAAACAUUAGAAAAAUCAUCCCUUAGUCCUAAGGAUGUGGAGCGGAUAGUAGCUGACGUAGCACAAGUUCUUAAAUCAGAUAAAAGUCUAGAUGAAUUAAUAGCAGAAAAAUCACCUAUAUUUCGUAAAUCUCCAGAAGGUUUUAAGAAAAUUGAUGAUACACAUUAUAAGGAAAUAUCACCAAUGAGAUCACUUACAUCUGAAGACGUUAGUGAUGUAUCAGACAAAACGGUGUUGAGCGAUGAAAAAAAAGUAAAACGUGAAACAAAACUUGACACAGAAUUGAUAAGUACUUUAACAGAAAGUGAAGUGAAAAAACCACAGCCAAAAUUAGAUAAUGGCGAAGUUGCGAAACAUUUAAGUGAAAUCACUGAUGAAAAGCAAGAAAAACGUUUAAGUAUUACAUUAGAUUCCGCGAAAACUUUAGAGAAAUUAGAGGAAAAAAUAGCGGAUUUAAAAAAGAAAGAAGAAAGCACCCAAAAAGAGGUUAAACCAAAAGAAACUAGUUUAGAGAAGAAAGUAUCACAAGUAGUAACCACCAUCGAUUCACAACUAACAAGUCAAGAAAAAGAAUCAGAGUUACUUCUCAAAAAAGUUUUUGAAGAACAACUUUCUUCUGAGAAGGUGACCGACUUUGAUGAAAAAUUCGAUAAAGACAUAAUCGAACAAGACAAGAAAGUUCUGUUAACACCGACAUCGAUUGACAUUCCACCGGAUACUGAAAAAGAGAGGGAUAGCUCGGAAACAAGUAUAUAUGAAGAAAAACUAAUAGGAACUGAUUCACGCGACGAUCUAAAAAUGGAUGUCGGCGCAGAAAUUUUAUUACAAAGUAAUAUCGUUUCUGACAAACUUGACGAAAAGCAAGUAGGUUUAGAAAAAGAUAGUAUUGUAAAAGAAUAUAAUGAUAAAGUGUUACCUUUUGAUGGAGGUACUACUUUUGAUGAUUUGGAUGACAUUCAAAAUUAUACUGAAAAGCUACAAAUGCUUACACAAAAAUCUCAUAGGACAGAAAUGAUAAUGCUUGGGCUUGUUGAAGAUAUGGAACAAGAUCAAUAUAUUCGGAGCUACAAAGAAAUAUCUCAGCCAAUUAAAACAGACAAUGAAUCGUUAAAAAUAGUUCUCAAAGAUCUUAUUACAUAUGGAGAACCUGAAUAUAUUGAAACAGUUAAAGAUUGCGUAAUAACGACAAAAACACAUACAGUGCAACGAAAUAUAGUAACUAAGAUAAUUAAAACAAAGUACAGCACUAAAAAUGGGUUGCUCGUAAAAUUAAAGACCUCAAAAACUAUAGUUACAAAAGAUAAAAAUCCAGAUGGCUCUUUUGUAAGUAACGUUGAAACAAAUAUUUAUAUCUCCGAUAUAAUUGCUGUGUCAGAGCAAGCCGAGAAAGAUCUAAAGAACGAUUUACAUGAAUUAUGCGAAAACAUUAUAGACGACGUCAAAUCAUCAAUUAUUCAUACAGACGGUGUUAGUAGAAUAAUAAGCGAAAGAGAGGCGGAUAAUUUAUUGAAAGAACUUGUUCAGAUUAGUGAACCUGAAGAAUAUGAAAUAAGUGGUAUAAAAACUAUAAACACAAACAACAUUACGGUUUAUCGCACAAUUAUGACUAAAAUAACAAAGACUUUGUAUUAUCAUGAAAAAGCUUCUACUUUUAAAGUUAUAAUAGUAACUUCUACUACAGAAAUCGAUAAAUCUCCUGAGGGAUCCACAAGUUCAAAACACGAGAAAAGUAUAGCAAUAGCAGAUAUGAAUAAGAAAUUAGAAGAACUAAAAGGUUUUCUUACACAGAAAAGCGAAAACAGAAAAUACGAAGGAUUGCUACCAAUAGGUGAACCAAUUAUAUCAGAAACAAAAGAAAUGACAUUUGUAACAAAAAAUACGGUAACAAUAAGACAAAAUGUAAUUACAACUACAAUAAAACAAGCAUUUAUACACAUGAGUCAGAAAGUGUUCAAAUGGACGAUAACAGAAGUAAAAACGGAUGAAUAUCCUAAUGGCUCGGCAGUAACAAAACACAGUAAGCACAUAUCUUACCACCAAGUGUCAGGCGAAGAAAUAGAACAAAAACCAAUAAGUUCACAAACACAACAAGUUAAAGAAUCAAUAUCAAAGAUUGACCAUUAUGACUAUGGAAAAAGUCUUAUAAAAACUACGGAAAAAAUUAUCACUACAAAAGAAGAAAGGAUCACAGAGUCACCCAUUGAAGAGAAAACUAUUGAAACACUGACAACAGUUCGUAGUCCAUUAAAGGAAAAAGAAAUACUAGACAUGGCAAAAGAUAAAUACCUAAGCCCCAUCGAAACACAGGAAGAAGUAGAGAAAUCAACCUCAAUAGUUCUGGAUCAAAAGAUGGCCAUUGAUAAACUUGAUAAAGAGAAAACACCAAGUGAUGUGGACACUGGCGAAAAGACCGAAAAACAAAUUCCUGCUGCUAUUGAUGAAAAAAUACCAAGCUCUGGUGAAAAAGGGGAAAAUGCCAAAAAAUCAGAACACACUUCUCUUCUCGAGAAACAUACUAUUGACGAGAUUGUAAAAGAGAAAACACUGAGCCAAGUCGAUAGAGCCGAAAAACUACAUACAACAACAGUGGCUGAAAAACUGACUAUUGAUGAACUCGUUAAGAAGAAAACACCCAUCCUAGUUGACAAGGAGGACAUAGCCGAAAAACCAGAACCAACUACAAUGUCUGAAAAACAAAGCAUUAAGGAACUCAAAGAAAAGACACCAAGCCCUGUCGACAAGGCCAAAAAACCCAAACUGAUUGAUGAGUCUGAAAAACUCAUUGUUGACGAACUUGUACAAACCAAAUCACCAAGCCCAAUAGACAAGAUUGAUGAGGCCGAAAUACUAAAAACAACCGAGGUGUCUAAAAAGGCCACUGUUGACGAACUUGUCAAGGAGAAAACACCGAGCCCUACCGACAAGGAGAUUAAGAUCAAAAAAUCAGAACAAAUUACUGUAUCUGAAAAGCCCACUGUUGACGAAAUCUCGAAAGACAAAACCCCAAGCUUUGUCGAUAAGACCGAAAAACCAGAACCAAUUGCGGUGUCUGAAAAGCCCACUGUAGAAGAAAUCUCAAAAGACAAAACCACAAUUCCUGUCGAUAAACUCGAAAAACCAGAACCACUCGCGGUGUCAGAAAAGACCACUGUUGAUGAACUCGUUAAGGAGAAAACACCAAGCUCGACAGACAAGAAGAUAAAGGAUGAAAAACCAGAACCACUUGCUGUGUCUGAAAAGACCACUUUAGGCAAAUUUGUCGAGGAUAAAACACCUAGUACUACCGACAAGGAGAUUAAGGAUGAAAAAUUGGACACAAUUGCUGCGUCUGAAAAGGUUAUUAAAGAAGAAAUCACAAAAGACAAAACCCCCAGUCCUGUGGAUAAGGCCGAAAAACCGGAACAAACCGCGAUGUCUAGAAAGAUUAAAGUAGAAGAAAUCACGAAAGACAAAAUCCCAAGUCCUGUCGUUAAGGCCGAAAAAAGAGAACCACUUAUGGUGUCUGAAAAGACUACUGUUGAUGAACUCGUCAAGAAGAAAUCAUCUAGUCCUACAGAAACGGCGGAUAAAGCCGUAAAACCAGAAUCACUUCCUGCGUCAGAAAAGCCCAUUGUUGACGAAAUUUCAAAAGACAAAACUUCAAGCCCUGUCGAUAAGGCCGAAAAACCAGAACCACCUGCGGUGUCUGAAAAGACCACUGUUGAUGAACUUGUCAUUGAGAAAACACCAAGCUCCACGGACAAGGAGGUUAAGGCCGAUAAACCUGAACCACUAACUGUGUCUGAAAAGCCCACAGAAGAAGAAAUCUCGAAAGACAAAACCCCAAGUCCUGUCGAUAAGGCCGAAAAACCAGAACCACUUACUGUAUCUGAAAAGCCCACUGUUGAUGAACUUGUCAAAGAGAAAACACCAAGUCCGACGGACAAGGAGGUUAAGGUCGAAAAACCGGAACCACUUACAGUGGCUGAAAAGACCACUGCAGAAGAAAUUUCAAAUAACAAAACUCCAAGCCCUGUGGAUAAGGCCGAAAAACCAGAACCACUAACUGUGUCUGAAAAGCCCAUUGUAGAAGAAAUCACAAAAGAUAAAACCCCAAGCCCUGUCGAUCAGACCGAAAAACCAGAACCACUUACGGUGUCUGAAAAGCCCACUGUUGAUGAACUUGUCAAGGAGAAAACACCAAGUCCGACGGACAAGGAAGUUAAGGCCGAAAAACUGGAACCACUUACAGUGGCUGAAAAGACCACUGUAGAAGAAAUCUCAAAAGACAAAACUCCAAGCCCUGAGGAUAAGGCCGAAAAACCAGAACCACUUACUGUGUCUGAAAAGCCCUCUGUUGAUGAACUUGUCAAAGAGAAAACACCAAGUCCGACGGACAAGGAAGUUAAGGCCGAAAAACCGGAAAAGCUAACUUUGUCUGAAAAGCCCACUGUAGAAGAAAUCACGAAAGACAAAACACCAAGCCCUGUCGAUAAGGCCGAAAAACCAGAACCACUUACUGUGUCUGAAAAGACCACUGUUGAUGAAUUUGUCAAAGAGAAAACACCAAGUCCGAUGAACAAAGAGGUUAAGGCCGAAAAACCGGAACCACUUACAGUGGCUGAAAAGAUCACUGUAGAAGAAAUCUCAAAAGACAAAACACCAAGCCCUGUGGAUAAGGCCGAAAAAUUCAAACCAAUUGCGGUGUUUGAAAAGCCCACUGUUGAUGAACUUGUCAAAGAGAAAACACCAAGUCAGACGGACAAGGAGGUUAAGGCCGAAAAACCGGAACCACUUACAGUGGCUGAAAAGACCACUGUUGACGAAAUCACGAAAGACAAAACUCCAAGCCCUGUGGAUAAGGCCGAAAAACCCGAACCAAUUGCGGUGUCUGAAAAGCCUAUUGUUGACGAAAUCACGGAAGACAAAACACCAAGCCCUGUCGAUAACGCCGAAAAACCAGAACCACUUACCGUGUCUGAAAAGCCCACUGUUGAUGAUCUUGUGAAGGAGAAAACACGAAGUCCAACGGACAAGGAGGUUAAGGCCGAAAAACUGGAAUCACUUACAGUGUCUGAAAAGACCACUGUAGAAGAAAUCACGAAAGACAAAACUCCAAGCCCUGUGGAAAAGGCCGAAAAAGCCGAACAACUUGCGGUGUCUGAAAAGACCACUGUAGAAGAAAUCUCGAAAGACAACACCCCAAGUCCUGUCGAUAAGGCCGAAAAACCGGAACCUCUUACUGUGUCUGAAAAGCCCACUGUUGAUGAACUUAUCAAGGAGAAAACACCAAGCCCGACGGACAAGGAGGUUAAGGCCGAAAAACCUGAACCACUUACGAUUUCUGAAAAGACUACUGUAGAAGAAAUCAAGAAAGACAAAACUCCAAAACCUGUGGAAAAGGCCGAAAAAGCCGAACAACUUGCGGUGUCUGAAACUACCACUGUAAAAGAAAUCUCGAAAGACAAAACCCCAAGUCCUGUCGAUAAGGCCGAAAAACCCGAACUACUUACUGUGUCUGAAAAGCCCAUUGUUGACGAAAUCUCGAAAGACAAAACCCUAAGACCUGUCGAUAAAACCGAAACAUCAAAACCACUAACUGUGUCUGAAAAGCCCAUUGUUGACGAAAUCACGAAAGACAAAACACUAAGCCCUGUCGAUCAGGCCGAAAAACCAGAACAAUUAACUGUGUCUAAAAAGCCCACUGUUGAUGAACUUGUCAAAGAGAAAACGCCAAGUCCGAAGGACAAAGAAUUUAAGGCCGAAAAAACUGAACAGCUAACUUUGUCUGAAAAGCCCACUGUAGAAAAAAUCACGAAAGACAAAACACCAAGCCCUGUCGAUAAGGCCGAAAAACCGGAACCACUCUCUGAAAAGCUCACAGUAGAACAAAUCACGAAAGACAAAACACCAAGACCUGUCGAUAAGGCCGAAAAACCAGAACCACUUACGUUGUCUGAAAAGCCCACUGUAGAAAAAAUCACGAAAGACAAAACACCAAGCCCUGUCGAUAAGGCCGAAAAACCAGAACCACUCACUGAGUCUGAAAAGCCCACUGUUGAUGAACUUGUCAAAGAGAAAACGCCAAGUCCGACGAACAAAGAAUUUAAGGCCGAAAAAACGGAACAGCUAACUUUGUCUGAAAAGCCUACUGUAGAAAAAAUCACGAAAGACAAAACACCAAGUCCUGUCGAUAAGGCCGAAAAACCCGAACUACUUACUGUGUCUGAAAAGCCCAUUGUUGACGAAAUCUCGAAAGACAAAACCCUAAGACCUGUCGAUAAAACCGAAACAUCAAAACCACUGACUGUGUCUGAAAAGCCCAUUGUUGACGAAAUCACGAAAGACAAAACACCAAGCCCUGUCGAUAAGGCCGAAAAACCGGAACCACUUACUGUGUCUGAAAAGCUCACAGUAGAAGAAAUCACAAAACACAAAACACCAAGCCGUGUCGAUAAGGCCGAAAAACCAGAACCACUUACCAUAUCUGAAAAGCCCACUAUUCAUGAUCUUGUGAAGGAGAAAGACAAGGAGGUUAAGACCGACAAACCGGAUCAACUUACUGUGUCUGAAAAGCCUACUGUAAAAGAAAUCGCGAAAGACAAAACCCCGAGCUUUGUCGAUAAGGCCGAAAAACCAGAACCACUUACCGUGUCUGAAAAGCCCACUGUUGAUGAUCUUGUGAAGGAAAAAACACCAAGUCCGACGGACAAGGAGGUUAAGGUCGAAAAACCGGAUCAGCUUACUUUGUCUGAAAAGCCCACUGUAGAAGAAAUCACGAUAGACAAAACACCAAGCCCUGUCGAUAAGGCCGAAAAACCAGAACCACUUACGGUGUCUGAAAAGCCCACUGUUGAUGAACUUGUCAAGGAAAAAACACCAAGUCCGACGGACAAGGAAGUUAAGGCCGAGAAACCGGAACAGCUAACUUUGUCUGAAAAGCCCUCUGUAGAAGAAAUCACGAAAGACAAAACACCAAGCCCUGUCGAUAAGACCGAAAAACCAGAACCACUUACGGUGUCUGAAAAGCCCACUGUUGAUGAACUUGUCAAGGAAAAAACACCAAGUCCGAUGGACAAGGAAGUUAAGGCCGAAAAACCGGAACAGCUAACUUUGUCUGAAAAGCCCUCUGUAGAAGAAAUCACGAAAGACAAAACACCAAGCCCUGUCGAUAAGGCCGAAAAACUAGAACCACUUACGGUGUCUGAAAAGCCCACUGUAGAAGAAAUCACAAAAGAUAAAACCCCAAGCCCUGUUGACAAAACCGAAAAACCAGAACCACUAACUGUGUCUGAAAAGCCCAUUGUUGACGAAAUCACAAAGGACAAAACACCAAGCCCUGUUGAUAAGGCCGAAAAACCAGAACCAUUUGCGGUAUCUGAAAAGUCCACUGUUGAUAAACUUGUUAAGGAGAAAACACCAAGCCCGAAGGACAAGGAGGUUAAGACCGAAAAACCGGAACCACUCUCUGAAAAGCUCACUGUAGAAGAAAUCUCGAAAGACAAAACUGCAAGUCUUGUCGAUAAGGCCGAAAAACCAGAAACACUUACUGUAUCUGAAAAGCCCACUGUAGAAGAAAUCACAAAAGACAAAACACCAAGCCCUGUCGAUAAGGCCGAAAAACCCGAACUACUUACUGUGUCUGAAAAGCCCAUUGUUGACGAAAUCUCGAAAGACAAAACCCUAAGACCUGUCGAUAAAACCGAAAAAUCAGAACCACUUGCGGUGUCUGAAAAGACCACAGUUGAUAAACUUGUCAAGGAGAAAACACCAAGUCCGACGGACAAGGAGGUUAAGACCGAAAAACCGGAACCACUCUCUGAAAAGCUCACUGUAGAAGAAAUCUCGAAAGACAAAACUCCAAGUCCUGUCGAUAAGGCCGAAAAACCAGGAACACUUACGUUGUCUGAAAAGCCCACUGUUGAUGAACUUGUCAAAGAGAAAACACCAAGUCCGACGGACAAGGAGGUUAAGGCUGAAAAACCGGAACCACUUGCUGUGUCUGAAAAGCCCACUGUUGACGAACUUAUCAAGGAGAAAAAACCAAGCCCGACGGACAAGGAGGUUAAGGCCGAAAAACCAGAACCACUUACUGUGUCUGAAAAGCCUACUGUCGACGAAAUCUCACAAGACAAAAUCCGAAGCCCUGUCGAUAAGGCCGCAAAACCAGAACAAACCACUAUUGUCGAACAUGUUAAAGACAAAACAGUAAGCCAUGCUGAUAAGACGGGUAAAUUCGAAAAAUCGUUACUAACUGAUGACAAGAUCGAAAAACUAAUUCCAGCUGUUAUUGAUGCAAAGACGCCUAUAGACAAACUUGUGAAAGAGAAAACGCCUUCUCCUGAAAUUUCGAAACAAAGUCUUGCUUUUACAACAAAGGACGAAAAGAUUGCAUUACCCACUGAACAAACAGUUGAUAAUGAUAGAACGGCUGUCAAUGAAACAAUGAGUAAGACAGUUUACGUCAAUGGUCACUUCCAGUCACCUAAAUCAAGUUUGGAAGAUGACACAAAAGACACAUUUGAUUUAGAUAAUUGUCACUCUUUAAGUUCUGAACUUAAGACCUUAUCUCCGAAAGAUAAGAUUUCACAAGAUGAUUUUACCACUAAAUCGCCAUUCGCAAAGCAAAUAAAAGAAACUGAAGAAAUGCUUAAGAAAGAAAAAAGUUUCUAUUCAGAAUACGACAUUGGAUUCCAAAGCAUGAAAGACAGUGAUGAUAAAUUGGGUUCUUUGUCUACGAUCGAUAGUGGAAUCAUUGAUAGGGACAGCUUUACCGAUAACUUAAAGCACGGCAUUAGUUCUGAGGACAUUUCAAAAGAUGUCAGUGUAGAAGAAAAAUAUAGUUUUGAGACUUCAGAAAAAUCUGAAAAAAUGGUAGACCAGGCAAGGAAAACGGCUGGUGGUUAUAAAGUAACAACUAGUGAAUUUAGCAGCUACAGUGAUUCAUAUCAAUCUACAAGCAGUCAACAUUCAAGUUUUGUCGAUAGCACUCAAGAAGGGCCAUUGUCAGAUGUUAAUAUUGCACUAUCUCAAGUAGAACACCAACAACAACAGUUCAGUAUCGAUUCAUUUGGUUCUAAACUGCAUCGUGUUCAUACCUCAGAACACAUAAAAGAUAAGUCAAUUGGUGGAACGCCUAAACAAGCUGCUGAGUCGCAGCUUGUUAAAACUAUUCAUGCAGCAUUUAAAGACGAAAGCAUACAACAGGGAAUAAAAACAGAAGAUUUUGAAUACUUUAGUUCAAAAGUUGAUAGAGUUUCAACUCCACCUACGGUACCAGUUAGCCCCCUACCGAAAGUGUCUAGUACGUUACAAGACCUAAAAUUGGCUGACGGUGUUCAAAGUGAAGUGAAAUAUGACAAAUUACAGGGAGCUGAAGAAACGAUAACCAAAAUUGUUCAUGUCGGCGAAGACGUUUUAACUCAAAAAAUUUCAACAUCAACUGAGAAAGUACCGAAAACACUUAAAAGCGACAAAGAAGAUGAAGAUACUUUAUCUUUAAUACAAACCAUGGGGAAAAUAAAAACAGAAACCGACACUGUUACAAAGAUAAUUAAAGACGGUGACAAUGUGGUAACGCAAACUAUUACUACAGUAACGACUAAAGAAAUUAUUUCUAGAGAAGAUGGCACACCACAAAACGUUAAAACUACUAUUGAGACUACUACUCUUAGUAAAAGUUCAGAUGGAUCAAUAACGACUACCACAGACACUCAAACGUUACUUUCAGAAUGUUCUUCUAGUCUUCGAUCGACUUCACAGAUGGAUUUGUACGACAAAGAUAAAAAACUAGAUAAAUUACACAUUGAGCAUGGUGACGAAAAAUCUGAAUCGGAAUAUAGCUAUCAGACUCAAGAAAGUUAUAGUGAAAAAGGAUUUUCGGAAAGAGAUAAAUCACAUUUUAUCAAAGAAGAUGAAGAAAUUGACAGCAACAUUGAAGCUAUUGUUAUAAAUACUGAUGUUAGCAAGAAAAUUAUAAACGAAAAUAACUUAGAUAUCAUAGAAACGAUUACUACAACAACAAAGAAAGAAACCAUACGAAUCGAUGAUAAUAAAAAAAUAAAUAAAACCACAGUGGAAACAAAUACGACUAAAGAAUACCCAGAUGGUAGUAAAAAUGUACAGAAAAAUGUAGAAGUUAAAACAGAAGACGUAACUGUCGCUUCAACUAGUAGUUUCGAUAAAUUACUUGCCAAUUUCUCACUGUUGGAAGAACCCGAAGAAAAUGUUUCGAUUAAAACGGAAACAGUCACAUAUGAUGAUGUUGUUGUAAAACGUACAAUAUCAACAAAAACAAUAAAAUCUAAAUAUGUUGACAAUGAUAGUAUUCCAAGAAAGUUAAAAACGGUUACAAUAGUUACAACAACAGAUGAAUAUCCUGAUGGAUCCACACAAACAAAAAUUGAUACAAGUACAUCUCUAGCAGAUAUAGAGGUGGAAGAUAUUGAAGAAACCUUAGAUCUUUCAGAAUACACGAUAGAAGAAGACACGAAUGUUGAAGUACAACGACAAGAAAAUAAUGUAAUUCUUGAUGGUAAAAAUGUUUUGCAAAUCGUUACAACAAUAACCACUAAAAAAGUCUUAAGUACGGAAGAUAAAGCAAAGAAAAAACUAAAGACUAUUGUUGAGACCAUUACUGAAUCAAUUCUACCAGAUGGAAUAACUGAAGUUACAAAAGAUGUAAAAAUGUAUAUUUCGGAUUAUAUUACUCAGCCAGAAGAUUUCAUUCCAGAGGAUAUUCCAGGCGGAUUUUUAAAAGUUGGAAAACCCCAAGUAGAAACAAAAACUGAAAAAGAAACAACAACUGACUCAGGUGUAACAUUAAACAGGACUGUUACUAUUACGACCACUAUUCAAAAAUAUGUCUGUUUUAAUAAAAUGCUUAAAAGAAUAAAGACAACAGUUAAAACAAUUACAGAAGAUGAGUAUCCAGAUGGUUCGGUGAUUACUAAAACAAGUGAACGAGUUUCUACAUUAGAUGAACAGUUGGAAAACGACAUGAAUGAUUUGAAAGAAAAUGAAUUAAAAGACGCUCUACAAAGUACUAGGGCUAAUGAAAUAAUCAAAGAGCUUUUACCAAUAGACGAACCAGAAGAAACAGAAACAGUGGAAAGAGAGGAAGUACUAGAAAAUGAUUUAAUAAUAAAACGAACGAUAUGUACUAAAAUAAUUAAAAGUCAUUAUUCAAAUAUGCGAUGCAGUUUUAUAGUACAAAAAGUAGUAAAAACCAUUACAACAACAGACGUAUUUCCAGAUGGUUCAUCCAAGACUUCGGUAGAUACAACUACAUCUAUAUCAGAAAUCUUUCCGGAAGAAGAAGAAGAGGAGAAGAAGAAGGAAGCGGUGGAUGAAUAUACACCAGAAGCAGAAAAGGACGUUAAAGUAGAAAAAAGAACAAAUAUUCUUGUUAGAGAUGGAGUAAAAAUUAAGCAAGUCAUCACAACAACUACUACGACAGAAAUAAUACUAACUGAAGAUUCAAACAAAAAAAUUAAAACAACAGUAGAGACAGUCACCGAGUCCACAUCACCAAACGGUUCUGUUGAAGUGGUUAAAGAUGUCAAAGUAUCUAUAACUGACUACGAAGAGGAUAAGCUUGAAGAAACAUUAAAGGAAUUUAUUGAAAUCGGUAAACCUGUAAUCACACAAAGUUCCGACUUGGAAGAUGUAAAUCAAAAUGGUAUCACUAUAUCUAGAAAAACAACAAUUACAACAACAAAGCAAGAAUAUGAAAGAACUUCAACAAGAUCAAGAAAAGUAAAAAUUAUUGUCGAAACUGUUAUAGAAGACGAAUACCCUGAUGGUACAGUUAUAACAAAAAGAAGCGAAAAAAUAUCUAUUGCUGAUGUUUUGCCAACAAUGACAUCCGAAACACUAGAAGAUGAAGAGGUUCCAAAAUCUCUUAUUGAUGAUACAGAAAUAGUUGAAGAUACUACUGAAGAAAUGGAUAUUAAGCAAGAAACUUUCCUACAAGGCUCGAUAAUAAUUAAACGAACUAUUACCACUAAAACGAAACGAGAUACUUUGGCUAGCGACGACCAAAAUAUUAAACGGGUUCGAACUACUGUUGAAACCACUACAGUUGAUGAAUAUCCGGAUGGUUCAGUGGAAACAACAAAAGAUGUUAAAAUCACCAUAUCCGAAUAUCAAAAAACGACUGACAGCGAUUUACAGGCCGCUCUAAGAGGUUUAACUUCCACGGGCAAGAUCAAAACAUCAGUUGACAAACAAUCGAACCAUGUUUUAACAGAAAGUAAUGAACAUGUUACCCAAAAAAUAACAACCUACACGACUAAGGAAGAGUUUAAGAAUAACGACACAAGCGAGAUCGCUGUGAAAACUGUAACUGAAACAGUUACUGAAAACGUUCACAAUGAUGGUACGAUUGAAACUACAAAAGAUGUUAGAACACAAAUCACAUAUCUGCCACCAGGCACUGGACUAGACGAUUGGUCGCCGGAGGAUUUAGAAAAAAUUACCAGCAAACAACCGACAACGGUAGAAGAUAAGCCUAAAAUUGAUGACUUAAUUCUUGAAGACAAGCAUGGAAAGAAUGUAGCGGAAAAGCCUAGAAAACAACGUUCUCCCGUAGGUGAAAUAACGACAGAUACUGAAACAUUUACAAAAAUUAUUAAAGAAGGUGAUAACGAGAUCACGCAGACCAUCACUGUUGUAACAACGAAAGAAGUCAUCACACCGGAAAAAAUUAAGAUCACUGUUGAAACUACUACUGUAAGUAAAGGAAACGAUGGCAUUGUCAAAACUACAAAGUCAACAAAAACAACAAUAUCCGAAAUCAAAGAAGAGUAUGAAGAAAUUAUUGAUACGGGCGAGAGUGAAAAGUCGUUUUCUAAACUUUCAUCUAAAACAGGGGACAUGCGUAGUUCGUCCGCUGCCAGUGAUGACCUAGACCAUCCCGGGAUUUCAACACCACCCUCGGACAUAAGUUCCAGAGGAUCAAGGGCAGCGACGCAUGUGUGGGGUACUGAAAGCAGUGGCAUGUACUAUAGUGACGACGAUGGACAAAUGAGUCCAAGUAGUACAAAAUCUCAAAUUGCACACUCACCGCGAUCAAACGUUAGCUUUGAACUAGAUCCAAAAUUAUCACAGCUUUCGGAGACUUGCCCAGAUUUGCCAGAAGACAAAUCUGAAUUUGAGUCCAUGACAUAUAGAGAAUCGUCACCAUCCGUGCAUUUAAGUCAUAUUGUUGAUACUGAUUCCUGUACAUCAUCCACGCAUUCCGAAGUUAAGUCUGAAGUUCAAGUUAUUGACAAAAAACAAUCAUUUAAGUCUGACAUCACAUUCCUUAAAGAAGCUGAUGAACAUUUCGAAAAGGCAAUAGAAGAACAUAAAAAAGUUAGUGGAUCUGAUGUAAUUUCAAGUAUUACAGCUAAAUAUGAAUUGGGCCAACAAAGUCAUUCAAGUAUGAGUCAACAACUGUCAUCAAAAGAAGAAAGUACAAUUACAUUAAAGGAUAUCAAGUCUGAAUCAAAGAAAUCAUCUGAGACAUCUUCAUUCAGUGCCACGAGACAGGAAUCAAAAUCUAAAACUCAAAGUCAAAGCGUAGAAAAAGAUCCUAUCGAAUCUUGGGGGAAGCCCUUAGGUCUACCUAGUCCCAUUCAACCUCCUACACAGGGUGACAGCAAAAACACCCCUAAAAGACAAGGGCCCAGUUCAAACGUUCAAUUGAAGAACAAGUUGAAUCAAGAGAAGAGUAAAGAUAUGAAAAAUAGAGCAUCAGAGUCUCCCAGUAAGAAGAAAUCCCCGAGCCCCGUGUACAUGGAACUCACGUACGUGCCCCACCACGGCAACUCUUACUACUCCGCGAUUGAAUUCUUUAAGCGCGUCAGAGCUCGCUACUACGUGUUCUCGGGCACCGAGCCUUCGAAAGAGAUUUACAAUGCUCUUCUCGACGCUAAGAAGACUUGGGAAGAUAAAGAAUUAGAAGUAACGAUCAUUCCGACAUAUGACACGGACGUGCUGGGCUACUGGGUCACGGAGAACGAGGAGGCGUUGGAAAAAUACAAGAUCGACCUGUCGCCGUCAGCCUCGCGCUGCACCAUCAACCUGCAGGACCACGAGACCUCCUGCGCCGCGUACAGACUCGAAUUCUAGGUGUCGGGACUAUUUGUGGCGUUCUCAGCGAACUAGUGAGCCGACAAUGUUCGCAUGCUUCUGAAUGAUGGAACCAAAGAGUAAUUAUUUGUCGUAGGAAAUAAAAAAGGGCUGUGAUAAAAGAGGCAUUCAGAAGCAUUCACAUUGAUCGAUUCAAGCCGCUCGUUCGCGUGGGAUCCCUUACAAAUAGAUAUAAUAGACUAUGUGAUAUUGUAACGCAAACGACAGACUGUUAAGGAGUUUGAUAUAAGUAAGAACGUAAACAAUUGACAUUUGAGCGAGUUGCCUCUAGCCUGCUACGAGCUGCAGCUAUCACGGACAAGCGAAUCCUAAACGGCCAAGUCCCCAACAAUAUAUCAAUAACCAAGUAUUCGACCUAAGAACAGAGACGUCCAUUUUUUUCUAAAGAUACCGUUUUCUAAUAACGUCAUAAAUAUUAACAUGCCAUUUAAAAUAUAUUUCUGAGUAUUUUUUAAAUUUGGUCUUAUACAAUCUGUAGAGCUUUUAUACAUGAUAUUUAGCGUAACCAGUCCAUUUUGUUUAGCCAAAACACCGCUUAUGUAAAUGUCUAAAUUUUUGAAAAUUAUUUUGCUAACGCAUAAAUUCUACAUAGAGAAUAUUGUACAAAAAGUAUUUAAUAUACGAUUUUUUUUAAUUGAGCGCUUUUUGAAAAGGACGUAACGAUUCGUGCGGCCCCUGCGAGCUGCGACGCCCGUAGGGGCGCAACCGACAACUACUAAACAACUUUUCUACAACUAAAAUUUUAAAUAAAUUUAAAUGUACGUCUUAUAAAGACUUAAACAUGUCGUUGGUCAAUGUCGACACUCUUUAUUAAUGUUUCUUACAAUCAAGAUAACUGUUAAACUAAUCUAGAAUGGCAAAGAUAACUUCCCGAUAUUGAAUUAAGUACAGUUAGGUUAUUACGAGGUGAGAAUCG